UGUUAGGUCAUAAAAAGCUGGAGAUCAGUCGCUCAGUACCAUCAACGGUGACGUAGAAAGAUGAAGCUCCCUUGUGUCCUGGUGCUGUUGACUGUGUGUAGAUCGGCCACAGGAAGUAUUGCAGAGAUGAAGAGGCUGUACAGCGACCUGUUUGGAAACUACAGCACCAGAUACAGACCCGUGUACAACCAGAGUCACCAUAUUGACGUUUACAGUAGUUUCACCCUGGUUGCCAUAACUGAAGUAGAUCAGGUUCGGCAGAUCCUCCACAGCAACGUCUGGAUGAAUCUGACAUGGCGGGACGAGUUUUUAACCUGGAAGCCUGAGAAUUAUAACGGAAUUAGGUUCAUUCAUCCUCCACCGACUGACAUUUGGAGACCGAAACUCAUUGCACCAGUGUCCCUGGAGGGUCGGGACAUCUUCAAAGACGCCGUAUCCGCCAUCACAGUUUCCAGCGACGGCACAACAUCUUGGUUUCCAGGGACAAACUUACUUACUGAUUGUAAGUUAGAUCUGACGUUAUUUCCAUUUGAUGUUCAGACAUGCGAGUUCCGAUUUCUCCCCGUCAGCUAUGAUUCAAAAGAGGUAAAGAUGAUCUCAGCGUUGCAGACCGCAAACACCCAAUCGUUUACAGCCAACGGAGAAUGGAUUCUUCCUAGUUCCAGAGCAUACACACUUGAAAAUCGCUUCGACGAUUUGAACUUAUCCUUCUUUAACGUUGAGAUUGACCUUGAGCGGCGUCCUACGUUCUUUGUCCUCAAUGUCUUACUCCCUGUGGUGGGACUUUCUUUCCUCAACAUGUUUGUGUUUGCACUUCCGUGUGACAGUGGCGAGAAGGUUUCGUAUGCCAUCACGUGCCUUCUCUCUCUAACUGUAUUCAUGAGCAUCGUGAGUGGACUACUUCCCAAAACGUCCGACAAUAUCCCGCUGGUCACCGUGUACAUGACAAGUCUCCUCGUUAUCAGCGUUCUGUCCGUUGUCGCCACCAUCUUCAUCGUCAUGAGAGAACCUACGAAGAUCAACAAAAAGCCACAGUCGACAUUGUUUGUGAUACCGCGUUUUUGGUCGCUAUCAUUUCGUGGAAGUAAAUGCAAGGUUAUGGAGGAGACCCAUCAGGAAAUGAAUACCGGUGGUUUGGCUAACCGGAACCCCACUGGGGAGGUGAAGGAAAGUCGGGGUGGUUCUGGUGGGUAUCACAUAACAACUGACUCUCUGUGUAUGGUUAUAUUCAUGGCUCUUUGGUUGUCUGUUUCCAUGGGAUUCCUCAUCAACAUAGCACGAUAAAGUAAUUAUGCUAAUGUAAAAUCUCUUCUGCAACCCGAAUUAUACACAGCAGUACUCAGAGGCAAACGAUUAGUUAGAGCAAUGUGUAAAUUUGGAAUAUCACUUCACAACUUUCGAGUCAACAUUAUUCGCAAAAGGUCAUUGUUAAAUAUACCUCAUUCAUAAUCUAUAUGUAAAGAAUGUGAGUUAAAUUUAGUAGAGGAUGAAAACCAUGUCUUUUUUGUAUGUACGAAAUAUAUUCAUUUGAGAAAUACUUUUUUUUACCUCACUACAGAAAUAUUAUAUAGGCAAUAUUACGUUUACAAAUUUAUUUAAAUCAUGUGAUAUUACAGUACUACGCUUGACAGCUUUAUAUUUAUGUAAAUUAUUUAAAAUGAGAUUGACAGAGAUGUAACAAUCUGGACAUGUGACCUAAUUGAAUUGUCAAAGUAAAUGCCUUCAUGAAACUCCGUCAGUGUGUUAACUCUUCAACUACAUGUAACUGUUGUACUGAAUUAUCAUUCAAGUGUAUUCUGGUGGAUCAUCACACUGCUUCUGGUCAUGUCUACAUUUUUUGGAAGGAGGCGAUACACACACUUGCAGCGAAAAAGAAACUGUUCAACUGAUUCAAAGCUGAGAGUUCCUCAGUCGUUAUGGAUACUUCUUCGAGUUCGUGCACGUCUAUGUAACUAUAUAUGACGUUUAUAUUGUAUUCAGAGGCGAAUGUAAACAUUAACUGAACAUUAACUGAGGCCUUUCAAAUGUAAGAGAGUUACACAAAAGUCAAUCGUCUAGAAUUGUUCUGCAUAUAAAGAGAAGAGGAUUUUAUUUAUUUUGUUCAUCUCUUGGAUUUGAUGAUUGUAAGCGCGUGACAGUCAUUGGCCUUGGAGAAUCAAUAAUUGAUAACUUUCCGUAUCUUAUAACACACUUCGCACAGCUUAGUUUAGCAUUUUCUACAUGUUGUAUAAUCGGAGUUGAAAUGGAUUGUUUUUAAAACAAGAUGAAUGUUUCUGUCGUCGCUAUUGAACAACCAAUAAUUGGGCUACUCUCGGACAUGUUUUUAUAGUGAUUACAUCUGAGGCAAGGAGACAAAAUGCGGGAAGAAGUCCGUUAUGUUUGUAUUAUAUACCAUAUUGGCCGGUUCUUCCUUCUUCUUCAGUUGAAUUUCGCCAGAUCAGGAACAUCGUGAGUAAGUGAGUUUGGUUUAACGCGGCUUUUAACAGUAUUCCAGUUAUAUGACGGCGUGUCAGCUUAAUGUGAGAGGAAAGCCCGAAGUGAUGCAGGUCUCAGACGAUUACCACUUCGGUGAAACCCACGAGCACGGGUAUGGUGCUGACAAACCUAGAAACAUAAUCGAACCGGGAUUCGAACCCAUAAUCACAGGUUUCUGGCGUGCCCAAGGGACUCGGGAACAUAGGAUUCUAUAAAUAAUAUCAUAAUUCGUUGCAUGUAUCGUAUUAACAUUUGGAAUGGCGUGUC
Messenger RNA from Haliotis rufescens (red abalone), 2742 nucleotides. Its product is annotated as neuronal acetylcholine receptor subunit alpha-3-like. Gene Ontology annotation, biological process: signal transduction; chemical synaptic transmission; monoatomic ion transmembrane transport. Gene Ontology annotation, molecular function: extracellular ligand-gated monoatomic ion channel activity; transmembrane signaling receptor activity; neurotransmitter receptor activity. Gene Ontology annotation, cellular component: membrane; neuron projection; synapse. Bases 61 to 1284 code for a protein of 407 amino acids. The transcript has a single exon. The record is from RefSeq and is a predicted model, not a curated record. Lineage: Eukaryota; Metazoa; Mollusca; Gastropoda; Lepetellida; Haliotidae.